AAUUCAGAGAAUCUUGUUUGGUGUUAAAAAGAAGAAAUGUCAAGCGAAGCUGUGAAAAGCCAAAAAAGUGCGAAAGAAUCCAGGAGAACUUAACACUUACGAUCUAAGGUAGUUUGUAUCUACUUAUUAAGCCCUAAUCAGGUGCUAAAGUUGUCAAAUGGGAAAGUGCAUAUAGAAGAACGCGGAGAUUAUGCGCAAGCCAGAACUCUGAACUGUUUAGGGCAAUGGUUAAAUUACCUAAAAAUGAAAACUUCUUGUUUGUGGCUCUUACCAGUGCUGAUCCUGCUGCAGCUGGGAUCGAAGCAAGUGGAAUCCAAGAAAUAUCAAAGAUGCGAGCUCACCCGUGUUUUAGUCGAGAACUACCAUUUCGACAAAACGUUCAUCUCCAACUGGAUCUGCCUGGUGGAGCACGAGAGUUACCUGGACACCAGGUUGAUCACCAGAAAGGAGAACGAAAGCAAGAACUAUGGUCUGUUCCAGAUCAACAGCAGAGACUAUUGCAGCGAGGGCCGAAAGGGAGGACAGUGCAAUAUGAAAUGUGAAGACUUCUCCAACGACGAUAUAGGCGACGACAUCGCCUGUGCCAGGAUGAUCCAGGAGCGCGAGGGCUUCAAGUACUGGAAGGGCUGGGACCGCUUCUGCCGCAAUCCCCAGAACCUGCCCAACCUCCGCGUGGCGUGCAACCUGCGCAGCCUGUCUCCCCUGCGGUCACCCCGUUUCACCUACGGCUGAACACCUAUUCCUUUGUACUAACUGAACAUCUAACCUCAGAGAUAUAUACGGACAUACGUGAA
Molecule: messenger RNA, 794 nt
Organism: Drosophila biarmipes
Lineage: Eukaryota; Metazoa; Arthropoda; Insecta; Diptera; Drosophilidae
Product: lysozyme c-1
Exons: 4
Coding region: 244-732 (162 amino acids)
Source: RefSeq, a predicted model, not a curated record